Fusarium sp. VM40 is the source of this 969-nucleotide messenger RNA. The record is from the annotation of a GenBank genome assembly. Lineage: Eukaryota; Fungi; Ascomycota; Sordariomycetes; Hypocreales; Nectriaceae.
AUGUCUCCCCCUGCUGCUGUAUCCCCUCCCUCCCGCUCUGCUGAGCUCGCCAUGUCCGGCACCAAGCUCCCCAUCCACGCGAGCAAGAACAUCAACAACACGACCGUCGAUGAGAUGCUCGGCCAGUGGGAUGACUUCAAGUUCGCCCCCAUCCGCGAGAGCCAGGUCUCGCGUGCCAUGACCCGCCGCUACUUCAAGGACCUCGACACCUACGCCGAGUCCGACAUCGUCAUCAUCGGUGCCGGUUCCUGCGGUCUGAGUGCUGCGUACAUCCUCGGCAAGAAGCGCCCUGAUCUCAAGAUCGCCAUCAUCGAGGCUUCUGUGUCUCCUGGUGGCGGUGCGUGGCUCGGCGGCCAGCUCUUCUCUGCCAUGAUCAUGCGCAAGCCUGCUGAUGCUUUCCUCCGCGAGGUUGGUGUUCCCUACGAGGACGAGGGCAACUACGUCGUUGUCAAGCACGCAGCUCUCUUCACCUCAACCAUCAUGUCCAAGGUUCUGCAGAUGCCCAACAUCAAGCUCUUCAACGCUACCUGCGUUGAGGACCUGAUCACUCGCCCUUCAGAGGAGGGAAUUCGCAUUGCUGGUGUUGUCACCAACUGGACUCUUGUUUCCAUGCACCACGACGACCAGUCCUGCAUGGACCCUAACACCAUCAAUGCUCCCUUGAUCAUCUCAACCACUGGCCAUGAUGGCCCCAUGGGAGCAUUCUGCGUCAAGCGUCUCGUUAGUAUGCAGCGCAUUGAGAAGCUUGGUGGUAUGCGUGGCCUUGACAUGAACCUCGCCGAGGACGCCAUUGUCAAGGGUACUCGUGAAAUUGUACCUGGUCUGAUCGUGGGUGGAAUGGAACUUUCUGAGGUCGACGGCGCCAACCGCAUGGGUCCUACCUUUGGUGCUAUGGCCCUGAGCGGUCUCAAGGCUGCCGAGGAAGCCCUCAAGAUCUUUGACACCCGCAAGAAGCAGAACGAUCUGUAA